GCUGUCAAAACAAAGCUGUCAUUUACUUAGUUCCGUUGCGUUGCGCUGUGCAUGGCCAGUGAUCAGAUCAAUUUCCAAUUCAACACUAUUCGCAACGAAUGGUGGACGGAACGCGUCGGAAACGUAAUUAACAAUAAUAAGGAUAUUGUAGUGUGUAAUUAUGAUAUGACAACUAUUUUCCAACAUAUAAUUCUUUUGUGAUAUAUUGUGAGCUAAUAAUGGCUGGUGUUUGUGCAUAUUUCUUACGAUUUCUACCCGUCGUGGGGUGCCUUCUUCUGAUUCAUUUAGCAGAAUAUGUGCCUACUGCAUCAGCGGAAGGCCACUGCAUAUGGUAUGGUGUGUGUACCAACGCGACCCAAACGAAGAAGGUUAACUGCUAUUACGAUGGACCGGCCAAGCCUAUUGAAGAGUCAACUAGGUCGAUCAUCCAAAAGUACUGCCCGGACAUCGCUGCCGGCGGCCUCGCGUGCUGCAACAGCGACCAGCUCAUCAACUUGAAUAACAACAUCGGCAUGGCCGAGAACAUUCUGGCAAGAUGUCCGACCUGCAUGGAGAACUUCAUCAAACACAUUUGCGGGUUGACCUGCGCCCCCAACCAGAGCGAGUUCAUCAAGCCUGUCAAAAUGGGACCUUACAAUACAACUCACAAACAAAUAUUGGAGAUCGACUACCAUCUCAGUACGACCUACAUGGAGUCGACAUACAACUCAUGCUCACAGGUGCAAGUGCCAGCCAGUAAUCAGCUCGCAAUGGACUUCAUGUGCGGCUCGUGGAGCGCCGCCUAUUGCAGCCCCCAGCGCUGGUUCGAUUCCAUGGGAGACGCCAGCUCCGCCUUCGUUCCGUUCCAGAUCAACUACAUAAGUGGGAAUGAACCAGUUGACGGAAUGAUACCAAAUAACCCCCCGACUAGGCCCUGCAAUGUUGGCAGUAAUGGCCAGCCCGGCUGCUCGUGCCUGGACUGCGCGGCGUCGUGCCCGGCGCCGCCGCCCCCGCGCCCCGCGCCGCGCCCCUUCAGCAUCCACGGCGCGGACGGCUACGCGGUGGUGAUGGCGAUCGUGUUCGUCAUCUUCACCACGCUGUUCCUAAGCGGCGUGUACUGCUGCAACCAGCAGGAGAAUCCUGUCGACGUGUGGGCGCGCGCCGCGGAGGCCAGGCGAGGGGGGCCCGAAACCAGCCCGCUACACAGCCAUCGGUCCAGUGUCGCUUCGGACACCAAUCAGGAAAUGUCGGGGAACCCCCCCGCCGGCUGGAGCGGCGAGCAGGCGGACGAGCCCGUGGACGCGACCUUCUUCGAGAAGCUCGGCGCCAAGACUGAGAGCACGCUCGAGGACUUCUUCGAGUGGUGGGGGAACAUCAUGGCUACUAGACCGUGGGUGGUUCUGUUUUUGGGUCUCGUGUUCAUAGUCGCGCUCGGCUACGGCAUGUCCUACACUCAACUGACCACCAACCCGGUGGAACUGUGGGCGUCCCCGUACUCCCGAUCCCGUCAGGAGAGGGAGUACUUCGAUUCCCACUUCGAGCCAUUCUACCGCACUGAGAUGGUCAUCAUCAGUUCUAAAGGCCUGCCGUAUAUAGAACAUGAGACACCGUCUGGCAAUUUGACGUUUGGACCAGUUUUCAACGCUACGUUCAUGUUGGAGGUUCUCAAUCUGCAGAAUAAGAUAAUGGCUCUGAACAACGGCGUGGGUAUCGAGGAGAUUUGCUUCGCUCCGCUAUCGAGUGACUUCACCGGGCCCACCACUCCCGAGCAAUGCGUGGUGCAGUCUGUGUGGGGAUGGUGGGAGAACGACGCGGAUGAGUUUGAAAUGGACAUAGAGGAUAAUCAAUAUUUGGACAAAAUCGCCUCUUGCGCCAAUAACCCGUACUCGUGCCUGGCGCCGUACGGCGGGCCCGUGCUGCCGGCCGUGGCGCUGGGCGGCUUCCUGCGGCCCGGCCAGCAGCUCGCCAAGACCUCGCCCUUCCACGAGGCCACCUCGCUCAUCAUCACCAUACUAGUCAACAAUAAACACGACAAGGAGAAGCUCAAGCCAGCGUUGCAAUGGGAGAAGGAAUUUAUCAGUUUCAUGAAGAAUUACACUGAAACCUCCAUGCCUUCUUACAUGGACAUAGCGUACACUUCAGAACGGUCCAUAGAAGACGAACUGGACAGAGAAUCACAAUCAGAUGUGUCGACUAUAUUAGUGUCAUACUUUAUUAUGUUCGCGUAUAUAUCUAUAUCGCUUGGGAGGUUUACGAGCUUCUCAAGACUGCUGAUUGAUAGCAAGGUUACGCUUGGACUUGGAGGCGUCCUCAUAGUUCUAGCUUCGGUAGUGUGCUCAGUGGGUAUAUUCGGCUACGCGGGCGUCCCGGCCACUAUGAUCAUUGUUGAGGUCAUACCGUUCUUGGUGCUGGCCGUGGGAGUGGACAAUAUCUUCAUCCUGGUGCAAACCAACCAGAGGGAGGGCAGGAGGCCCAAUGAAACUGUGGCGGAACAUAUCGGGAGGACACUGGGCCAGGUGGGCCCGUCCAUGUUCCUGACGUCGGUGUCGGAGUCGGUGUGCUUCUUCCUGGGCGCGCUCAGCGACAUGCCGGCCGUGCGCGCCUUCGCGCUGUACGCGGGCGCCGCGCUGCUGGUGGACUUCCUGCUGCAGGCCACCUGCUUCGUGGCGCUGCUGGCCAUCGACACGCAGCGCCAGAACGGCAACAGAUUCGACAUAGUCUGCUGCGUGCAAGGCGCCAAAGCGACUGAAGGCAACGCUGCCGGCGAGGGCGCUUUAUACAAUCUGUUCAAGCAGAUUUACGUGCCUUUCCUCAUGAAGAGAGAAGUCAGGGCUUCAGUCAUGAUCAUAUUCUUCGCGUGGCUCUGUUCCUCUGUGGCUGUGGCGCCACAUAUAGAAAUAGGUCUCGACCAAGAGCUAUCAAUGCCCCAAGACAGCUUCCAACUGAAAUACUUCCAGCAUUUGAACAAGUAUCUGAACAUCGGCCCGCCAGUGUACUUUGUUAUAACAGAAGGUUUGGACUUCUCGGAGACCAAGACACAGAAUAUGGUCUGCGGAACAAGGUUCUGUAGGUCUGACAGUGUUGCCAUGCAACUUUAUUCCGCAUACCGCACACCAAACGAGACGUACAUAGCCCAGCCUCCCAAUUCGUGGCUGGAUGACUUCUUCGACUGGGCCGCGCUCGCGUCCUGCUGCAAGUACUUCCCGGGGAACGGCACUUUCUGUCCUAAUUCAGGCGUGCCAAGCUGCAAAAGCUGCAACAUCCCGCUGGUGGGUCCAGAACAGCGCCCCGACUCCUCGGACUUCCAGCGCUACGUGCCGUUCUUCCUUCAGGACAACCCCAACACUGGAUGCGCCAAAGGGGGGCACGCUGCCUACUCGCACGCGGUCAAUUAUAAACAGAUCAAUACGAACGCAUCUAGAGUUGGAGCCACUUAUUACCAGGGUUAUCAUACUGUCUUGAAGACCAGUUAUGAUUACUAUUCGGCGCUGAAAGGGGCCAGGUCCGUCGCAGCGAAUCUAACCGAAACGCUGAACCGUAAUCUCAGAGAGGAGGGGAAGAACACAACAGUGAACGUGUUCCCUUACUCGGUGUUCUACGUCUUCUACGAGCAGUACCUCACCAUGUGGCCUGACACAUUGAAGUCUAUGGGCAUAUCUGUACUGUCUAUAUUUAUCGUGACUUUCUUACUGAUGGGAUUCGAUCUGUUCUCAGCUUUGGUGGUAGUGAUAACGAUCACCAUGAUCGUGGUGAACCUCGGCGGGCUGAUGUAUUGGUGGGGAGUCAGUUUGAAUGCAGUAUCUCUAGUCAAUUUGGUGAUGGCAGUAGGCAUAGCGGUGGAGUUCUGUUCUCACUUGGUGCACAGUUUCUCAGCCUCUAGGGCUUCGGGUCGCAUUGCUCGAGCGGCGGAUUCCUUGGCCAAGAUGGGCUCCUCGGUACUUAGCGGCAUUACAUUGACCAAGUUUGGUGGAAUCAUCGUGCUGGGCACGGCUAAGAGCCAGAUCUUCCAGGUGUUCUACUUCCGCAUGUACCUGGGCAUCGUGGUGGUGGGCGCGGCGCACGGGCUCGUGUUCCUGCCCGUCAUGCUCAGCUAUAUCGGUUCGCCGAUGAACAAGCAAAAACUGGCCAAUCAGAUGCGGCGCGGGAAGGAGAUGACCGUAGCGGAAACCUCGCUCACUCGAGUAAGAGACGCAAGUGGACACAGAUAUACUUAUGUACAGAGUGUGGCGUAGGCGUUGUUUGGGCGAUCCAAUUUGUCAGUUCUAUAAUGUAUUAACUCGGUGGUAUCAUAGAAUUGUGAAGUUUAUUUUUGUAAUGCAAAUGAAGUUUUGUUUAUUUACAUUUUAUUAUGAAGCAGAGUGAAUCUCUUGCGAGAUUGACAAAGUAACUAUGUGUGCUCUGUUGUAAGUUUUAUUUACUGUGACAAUUAUAUUCAUCUGGUAACACCAAUUUAAACAAUAAAGGUCUUUAACAGUAAAGAUACGUUUGUAUGUCUAUGCCGAUAAUAAUUCGGCAUAUCAUAUAAAUUAAAAGAAUAAAACAAAUUGGAUCCUCUGAAUAAACCAAUUGUGUGCGCACCCCGUACCGAAAUAGAAUGGGCAUUAACAGUUUUUCAUUCAUCGAGUAAGAAUUCGUUUCGUGUUUUAGUAUCGGUAUUUUUGAUGUAUCGUUCCGUCCGUUCUAGUUCGGUGGCACACUAGCGCCACACAAUUAAAGUCUCACUCGAGAACCUGCAGCUCGAUUUUAUCGAAUCGAUUAAAUCGAGUUCGAUACGAUCAGGUACAAAGCUUAGCAUCACAUUUGUAAUAUUUGAUGGGUUGCUUUUUCAGCUAUACGUAAGCAACAUCUUCGUCUUAAAACUUACUAAUCAAUCUGUGCUAGAAACAUUUGUGGGUAACAAGAAUGAAAAGAAAUACUAAUGCUUCAGUUGCAAAGAUUUUGCAUAAAAUAGGUUAGUCUAGAAAAAUAUAGUAAAAUCUCUUUGGGAGCGACCAAUAUUAACGAUUUAUUUGAUCGAUCGGAAUCGCUAUCUGUGGUUUAAAUACACUUGCACUUUGAAGUAGAUUAUGUGCUUAUGUUUCUCACGCUUAUUUUUUUAUAUAAUAUAAUAAAGUUGAUAAUCUUUUAAAAAUAUAUUAGAUCACGGUGAAGAAUUGUAGCUACUUUUUAGCAAUAAAAAAGGGGUUUUUUUGAAGAAAAUAGAUAAAAUACGUUAAUUUUAAUUGAAAAUUUAAUUUUGUGACAUAAUUCUGUUCUUGCUCACUGCAUAUUUUUCUACCACAGCUUUGAUGGGACGUCAAGCUAAGAUUUCGAUGCGCGCCGGUACGAAGAAUCGAAAUGAUUAUAUAAACAUGUGAUGCAGGCUUUGUAGAGGGAAACGCCAUGGCUGUGCGGGGAACCGGUUCUCUUCCCAUUAAUAUGAGGCAUUUAUUGUAUAACAAUUUACAAUAUGUGACAAUUCUAAGGUAAAGGUUCCGUUUUGGAAGUGUUUCGUCAGAAAUGGGAAGCAUUUAAACCUUUUUGAGCCGAACAUUUGGCUUCGUUGCUUAAAAAUCCACUUCCACCUAUGGCACCUAGCGAGCUAAAAGUUAGAAAAAUAGUAUAUUGUCUAGUUUACUUUUACUAGGUAUAAAAUCCAGUGAGAUAUUUAUAAAUGCUUACUUAAUCUUUAUAUUUAAAUCUCGUCACAUAUUGUAGGUUUAAGGAUAAGGUUCUAACCAAAUAUUGGUAUAUGGGACUCCCUUUUUCAAAGUACGUAUCGGUUGAUAAACUUUUUUUAUUCGCCUCACACUAAAAUUAUAUACACAUUAUUUUAUUUGAUGCCAAUACGUGCUUGUUUUCUUCAAACACAAAAUUAUAAUGUUAUUCGCAUGUAUAAUGGAUGUUUAGAUGUUUAAUAACGAUCAUUCCUAUUUCAUUUCGAAUUUAAAUUUUAUUUUUAUUUAUGUGUGAUCGCAAUGCGUGUAGUAUGUAGUCACUGCCUUAGUUUUUUUUUUUUAGCGCACUUUUGUUUGUAUUACUUUCAGUUACAAAGUACUUAUAUUACUCAACUGGUACUUAAACCCAUCUCAAGAUCGAAUAGAAGGCGUGACAUUUAAUUGUAAUUUUGAUUUUAUUUUUUCAUAUAUAACGCUAUUAUAUAUAGCAGUAUAGCAUAUUUUUCUAUAUUGAUCAAUGUAGUGGUUGCCACACCGCUGAUUGUGAAGUUUUUUUUUAUAAAAAUAUUAAAGGAUAGUUAUUUAUUUUGUGCGAAUGUUAGUUUAAGACUACAUAUUUUUUAAACUUUCUGUUGUUGUAAAUGAAAUGUCGCGACAUCGACUUGUAUACAUUGUUUUUUUUUUGUGGGUAGUUGAUCUUGUCAAUUAACUUUAUUCGCAUCUGGCAAUCCUAAGUGUCAAUUAAAAAAAUGUUGCCAUACUCUAUUUUCAAAUGAUCGAUUUGUAAGUUACAGAAUGAAAAUCUCUAUCUCAUAGUGUGAAAUCAGUAUUUGAAACUUAUUAAAUUAUUUUGGGUAGUAGUAAAUUACUUUUAUUUAUUUCGGAUAGUAAAUCUAUUUAUGUUGUUGAUAAUAAAAUUUAUGGCCUUUGUAAGUGUCCCUUACUUUUUAUCUCCGCUUAUAAAAUGAUCACGCAAUCGUUGGCAUUAUAAAAUCACUAAUUUAUUAUUUUUUUUAUAAGAAUAGUGCAAUUUUUUUUGUGGUCACAUAAUUUUUAUUUUUAAAACACUCCAUUCGUUUUUGCUUUCAAAUGAGAAUUAAAUGUAUAUAGUCGAUAUCAUGACCCAGAUGUACCGCCAUGCACACUAUUAUAGUAUACACUAGUAUACCUGAGUAUUGACUAACUGAAUGGGUGAUAGAGCCUAGGACUAACCGGUGUAAGUGGCAGUCGGUGAAGGUUUAGCUCAAACUAGCAAGGAAUCCUAAAUUCAAGCGGCCAUCUGCUUUCAGGUACGUUAGCCACGCGGAAAUUAAGAACAAAUUAAAUUAAUUAUUUUUUUCGAAUAAACUUAUUUUGUUUAAUGUAAUUUAAUAUCUAACUGUAUUAUUCGUUUGUGAUUUCUCAAAGAGAUUUUUUUUUAUUUUAUGUUAAAACGCCCUCUAUGUUCCUAUUAAUGUUUUAAUAGAUUGCAAUUGUACUGUACUUAGUUAUUUUUCAGUUUCGCAUGUAAUACACAGUUUAUAAUUUGUAUCACAAACUGGAAUCUCUUACUUAAAGUUAGUACUUAAUUUAGAGGGAAAUAGAUUUUCUACAUCCAAAGGUAAAGGCUUAAGUGUGUCAUAAUGUAACACGAUGCAUUAGAAAUAAAUUAUGUUUUUUUA
Messenger RNA from Amyelois transitella, 7297 nucleotides. RefSeq names its product NPC intracellular cholesterol transporter 1 (gene Npc1a). Lineage: Eukaryota; Metazoa; Arthropoda; Insecta; Lepidoptera; Pyralidae. Gene Ontology annotation, molecular function: lipid carrier activity. The transcript has 23 exons. Gene Ontology annotation, cellular component: membrane. The coding region runs from base 219 to 4211 and encodes 1330 amino acids. The record is from RefSeq and is a predicted model, not a curated record.